This is a messenger RNA of Emiliania huxleyi CCMP1516, 1017 nucleotides long. RefSeq lists its product as hypothetical. The record is from RefSeq and is a predicted model, not a curated record. Gene Ontology annotation, biological process: L-serine metabolic process; pyruvate biosynthetic process; D-serine biosynthetic process. Bases 1 to 1017 code for a protein of 338 amino acids. NCBI's taxonomy places the organism in Eukaryota, Haptophyta, Isochrysidales, Noelaerhabdaceae. Gene Ontology annotation, molecular function: magnesium ion binding; ATP binding; pyridoxal phosphate binding. The transcript has a single exon.
AUGGCCGUCACAAAGGAGACGGUCGUAGAGGCCUACCAUCGCAUCAAGGCCCACGUGCACCGCACACGAGUAUUCACCUGCGAUGCGCUGAACAGCCGCGCCUCGGAGGCCGCCGGCACGCCAAAGCAGCUGUUCAUGAAGGCAGAACAUGAGCAGAAGGUCGGCGCCUUCAAGAUCCGGGGCGCCAUCAACGCCGUCUCCCUCUCCAAGGCGGAUUUCGUGGUGACUCAGAGUAGCGGCAAUCACGCGCAGGCCAUCGCUCAAGCUUGCAAGGUGCUCAGCAAAACGGCCAUCAUAGUCAUGCCAGAGGACUCUCCCGCCGUCAAGAUCAAUGCCGUACGGGACACGUAUGGCGCGGAGGUGAAAUUGUGCAAGCCGACACAGGAGGCCAGGGAGGCGAUGUCUGCGGAGGUGGUGGCCGGCAUCCGUGCGGAGAAAGGGGAGGAGAAGGCAGAGGAGAUCCACCCGAACCAGGACCUACGGGUCAUCAAUGGCCAGGGCACUAUCGGAUUGGAGCUCCUAGAGCAGCAGCCAGACAUUGAUGCCGUGAUCUGCUCCAUUGGUGGUGGCGGCCUCAUCUCCGGCGUCGCCACGUACCUCAAGGCGGUCAAGCCAGAGGUCAAGGUGAUCGGCGCAGAGCCGGAGCGGGCAAGGAGCGCUUACAUGUCGAAGCAGGAGGGGAAGCUGGUUAAGAACCCACCAAACACGCCGAUCGUCACCAUCGCCGACUCUGUGAAGAGCAGUCUGGGAGCAAACUCGUACCCAAUUGUGGAGAAGCUUGUCGACGACGUCUUCAUUGUCACCGAGGACGAGAUUGAGGACGCCACCCGCUUCGUGAUGGAGCGUGCCAAGCAGGUCAUUGAGCCUGGUUGCGGCGUCGCUGUGGCCGUGGCGACAUCGAAGGCCUUCUAUGAGAAGUACCCAGACGUGAAAAACGUGGCCAUCGUCAUGUGUGGUGGCAACAUCGAUCUUGACAACUUGCCCUGGGUGAAACGGCGCCGCAUGGACGACAGGUGA